CCGCUCUCCGUCUCAUCAAGAGAGAAAGAAAGAGAGAGAGAGAGAGAGAGAGAGAGAUUGACUGUUUGUGAGUAAAGUCUGAUCCCACACGAGGUAACAAUUCGGGGAGCCUCGUGGUCCAAGACUGAGAUAUACAUAUAUAUAUAUCAUACAUAUAUGCGCACGUGUGACUUGGCGUCACGGUGACGGUAGACAGAUCAGGUAGUCCAUCAUUGACCGUUCUUUGCUAGCGCAGAGUAUUCCACUUGAUUUUAACGCGCGACACGCGAUGUCCCUGUCCGCUAGACUGCUUGCCGCCACCAGGCACCGCGCGUCUCUCGACGGUGCCCGGCGAACCGUCGUCAGGUAUGCGUCGACCAGCAGCGCACGAGACGACGGCAGCUCCAUCGAGAAGUCAGUAUUCGUCUCGCAAUCCACGGAUGUGUUCGUCAAUCUGGCGCUGGAGCACUGGCUGUACCACAACUUCGACUUCUCCAAGCAUCACGUUCUGCUCUUCUGGAGGAACGAUCCGUGCGUGGUGAUCGGCCGCCACCAGAAUCCCUGGCUCGAGUGCAAUGUUCAGGCGGCCGAGAAGGCGGGCGUCGCGCUGGCGCGCCGUAACAGCGGCGGCGGUACCGUUUACCACGACAAUGGCAAUCUCAACCUGACCUUCUUCACCGCGCGCGAGAGAUACAAUCGAAGGUACAAUCUAAACAUCAUCACAAACGCCCUGUUUCGCCAAUGGGCCGUGAAGAGCGUCAUCAACAAACGCGAAGAUAUUCUAGUCAACGAAGACUGCAAGAUAUCUGGAACAGCUGCAAAAUUGGGAAGGCCAAACUCUUAUCAUCAUUGUACACUGUUGGUCAAUGUGAACAAAGACAACCUAAGUUCGAUUCUUGAAAGAAAAGAGAAUGCUAUUGUUACAAAUGCAACAACUUCUACACGCUCUCCAAUAACAAACUUGUCGGAUAUAAACCAGAAUAUCCAAAUGGAUAAACUCUUAUCUGCUAUUGGCUGGGAAUAUCUGCGAACGGAAGCCCUCGUUCUUGAAGACGGAAGAUAUGAUCUGGUGCAACAGCAAAAGGGGUUCAAGUUUAUCAACCCAAGUGAAGGUUGGUUCCCUGGAAUUGAUAAGUUCAUUGACGAAUUCCGUUCCUGGGACUGGGUUUUCGGCAAAACGCCAAAGUUUACAGUCACCCGCACGCUUGAAUUCCCUGCCCACGAUGGUAAAAUAUAUCAUCUGAAUUUGAGCUUGGAAGUGCAAAACUGUAUUGUAGAGGAGAUCAAAAUGAGUUUGCCCGCUGGAUUAGUAUCGACCAACUUCACCCAAGAGGCGAGCGUGAUUAGUAAUAUUCGCGGUACGAGGUACAAUCACGAAGUAUUGGAAAACAUAAUUGCCGCAAUUGGCGGUAAAACCGUCACUUUAAAUACUGCCCAAAGCGUAGAUGAAAACAAUAUGAGGCUUGACGAGGUUACGCUGCAAUGACUCGGAAUUUCACAUAAUCACAAUUCUGCUCCUAGCACUAUUGUGUUCAAACGAAAAUAAUUAUUGAAAUUAUACGUUGUAUUAUACAUAUUGUACAUACAUAACAUAUUAUGUGCCUAUAAUAUUUUAUAUAUAUGCGUGAUAUAACAAAAAAUUUUAAAAAAUUGUUAUUUAGUAGUAUCAACUACUAUCAUUGCAGUGUUAUAGGUAUUGAUUAAGAAUGUAUAAAAUGUACAUUAUACAUAAUUCUGCCAUCGUUGAUAUUAUUGAGAAGACGAGAUAUAUCAUAUUUUAAUUUUUUUAUUGUUAGUGAAUGAAUUAUUUUAUAAAUAAAAAAAGAUUUUCUAUAA
Molecule: messenger RNA, 1815 nt
Organism: Monomorium pharaonis (pharaoh ant)
Lineage: Eukaryota; Metazoa; Arthropoda; Insecta; Hymenoptera; Formicidae
Gene: Lipt1
Product: lipoyltransferase 1, mitochondrial
Exons: 4
Coding region: 269-1465 (398 amino acids)
Biological process (GO): protein lipoylation
Cellular component (GO): cytoplasm; mitochondrion
Molecular function (GO): lipoyltransferase activity
Source: RefSeq, a predicted model, not a curated record